AUUCCUUUAUUUGUUUUGAUUGCUAUUGACAGAUAUGAAAAACAGUUUUCACCGUCUUGUUUCAUAGGAAUUUUGUUUUCUCUUAUUUUCUUUGACAUAACAAAAAUUUUCAAAAUUCUGAGAUUAAAGAUGGCCGUUCUUGCUGGUGAUGGAAAGAGUAAUGAAGGAACCAAAGAGCCGGAAUCGCUGUGUCCAGUGGAAAAAGAGAAGGCAAAAUCACCGCUUCGCCAAAAAUUAGAAAGCUGGUUGAAUAAGAAUAUGAAAAUUGAAAUGACAGAUGGAAGAGUUUUAAUUGGAAUAUUUUUAUGUACUGACAGAGAUAGAAAUGUAAUUCUUGGAUCUUGUGCUGAAUAUUUACAAAAUGAAAGUGAAGAAUCUAUGGAAGAACCCAGAGUGCUUGGCUUGGCAAUGGUACCUGGUCACCACAUUGUGUCUAUAGAAGUUGAUAGUGAUUUGGCUUCAAAUGUAGAAGUGCUGUAACAACAUGUACAUAAGUCAUUUGUCUAGAGAAAUAUGCUUGAAAAAAAUAUUUUUAUUUGUACAAAUAUAAAAUUGAUAUAUAAAACUCUCUUUUAUUUAAGUCCA
Argiope bruennichi is the source of this 585-nucleotide messenger RNA. RefSeq names its product N-alpha-acetyltransferase 38, NatC auxiliary subunit-like (gene Sbat). NCBI's taxonomy places the organism in Eukaryota, Metazoa, Arthropoda, Arachnida, Araneae, Araneidae. The coding region runs from base 130 to 480 and encodes 116 amino acids. Gene Ontology annotation, molecular function: RNA binding. Gene Ontology annotation, cellular component: NatC complex. The record is from RefSeq and is a predicted model, not a curated record. The transcript is spliced from 3 exons.